AUGGCGCCGCCGCCGCUCCCGUGGGCGUGGCGCCUGGCCCUGCCGCUCGUCGCCUUCGUCUCCGUCCCCUUCCUCCUCCCGCUAACCCUCCCCUUUAUCCUCUUCCUCCGCCCCGGCUCCUCCUCCUCCCCUCAUCCCCUCUCCUUCCACCGCCUCACCUGGCUCCCUUCCCCUCAAAUCCCUUCUCCUCCACCUCCGGCGACAAACGCGCCGCCUUAUCCGCCGCCGCAGACACAAAUUACAUCACCUUCUCCACCACCACCGCCGCCGCCGCCGCUUCCCAGUCCGCCGGCCAUCGAGAAGAAGGCACGGUGCGACAUCUACGACGGGACAUGGGUCCGCAGCACGGACGCCUCCCGGCCGCUGUACGCGGCGGGGACGUGCCCUUUCGUGGACGAGGCGUACGCGUGCGCGGCCAACGGGCGGCCGGACUCGGCCUACACGCGGUGGCGCUGGGCGCCGCGGCGGUGCGCGCUCCCGCCCUUCAACGCCACGGACUUCCUCUCCCGGCUCCGAGGCCGGCGGCUGGUGCUCGUGGGCGACUCCAUGAACCGCAACCAAUUCGAGUCCAUGCUCUGCGUCCUCCGCCAGGCGCUCCCCGACAAGUCCCGCCUCGUCGAGACCCACGGCUGGCGCAUCUCCAAGGGCCGCGGCUUCUUCGUCUUCAAGUUCCUGGAUUACGGGUGCACGGUGGCGUUCGUGCGGUCGCAUUUCCUGGUGCGGGAAGGGGUGCGGGUGAACCGGCAAGGGAGCACGAACCCGACGCUGCAGAUCGACCGGAUCGACAAGACGGCUAGCCGGUGGAAGAAAGCCGACGUCCUCGUCUUCAACACCGGCCACUGGUGGACGCACGGCAAGACGGCCAGAGGCAAGAACUACUACAAGGAAGGCGACACGCUGUACCCGCAGUUCGACUCCACGGAGGCCUACCGGCGGGCGCUCACGACGUGGGCGCGCUGGGUCGACAAGAACAUGGACCCGGACAAGACCGUCGUCUUCUACCGCGGCUACUCCACCGCGCACUUCAGGGGAGGGGAGUGGGACGCGGGAGGGUCGUGCAGCGGCGAGACGGAGCCGGCGUUCAGGGGCGCCGUUGUGGAGAGCUACCCGGAGAAGACGAGGAUCGCGGCGGAGGUGAUCGCGCGGAUGAGGUUCCCCGUGAGGCUGCUCAACGUCACCAGGCUCACCAGCUUCCGCAAGGACGCCCACCCCUCGGUGUACGGCAAGGCGGCGGGGGCGGCGGAACGGAGGAGGAAGAAGAAGCAGGACUGCAGCCACUGGUGCCUCCCUGGCGUGCCCGAUGUCUGGAACGAGCUUAUUUAUGCUUCCUUCGUCAUGGAACCCAGCCCCAGCUCCUGGAAUCGUAGAUGA
Brachypodium distachyon (stiff brome) is the source of this 1371-nucleotide messenger RNA. RefSeq names its product protein trichome birefringence-like 5. The transcript is spliced from 4 exons. Lineage: Eukaryota; Viridiplantae; Streptophyta; Magnoliopsida; Poales; Poaceae. Gene Ontology annotation, cellular component: Golgi apparatus. The record is from RefSeq and is a predicted model, not a curated record. Gene Ontology annotation, molecular function: O-acetyltransferase activity. Bases 1 to 1371 code for a protein of 456 amino acids.